Talaromyces rugulosus is the source of this 810-nucleotide messenger RNA. RefSeq lists its product as uncharacterized. The coding region runs from base 1 to 810 and encodes 269 amino acids. The transcript has 2 exons. The record is from RefSeq and is a predicted model, not a curated record. Gene Ontology annotation, biological process: spindle pole body duplication. Gene Ontology annotation, cellular component: mitotic spindle pole body; half bridge of spindle pole body. Gene Ontology annotation, molecular function: calcium ion binding; microtubule binding. Lineage: Eukaryota; Fungi; Ascomycota; Eurotiomycetes; Eurotiales; Trichocomaceae.
AUGGCUUCCUCGUCUCAUCCACCCUUCGGAUCUCGAUCUGCAUACGCCGGAGCAGGAUCAAAGCUGCCGGAUCGCUCAAACCCUGUGCCUUUUAGUGCGUCAGCCUUUUCGCGAAAUCGGGGACUUGGCGGUGUAAACGCAGAGAUCGCGCAACAACAACAGCAGCUACAACAAUCUCAACAACAUCCUCCUCCAGCACCGCCAGCGCAUACGCAAAGUCAUGCUGCGGGCCCGAUGGGACAGGAUUCCGGAGCUGCGAACCCGCUGGGUCGGUUAACAGAAGAGCAGCGAGAGGAGAUCAGUGAGGCUUUUACGCUAUUCGACCUCGAUCGCGACCGUCAUCUAGACUACCAUGAACUCCGCGUCGCCCUACGCGCUCUCGGGUUCACUCUACCAAAACAAGAGCUCAUCAGUCUCCUCACCACAUACGGCGUUCCCCGGCCCCAAGUUCAACAACAACAGCAGCAAGGACAAGGACAGAACGGACCACAGCCACAGCCAUCAUCACAAAACAAAAUCAACCCUCCACCGCAUCCGUCGUCGCUAUUGAUGCCGCUCUCCGCUUUCCAGACCGUGACCGCACACAAAAUCCUCGAACGGGAUCCGCGAGAAGAAAUCCUGCGCGCUUUCGAGCUGUUUGAUGAAGGCGGCAAAGGAUAUAUUGACCUAGAAGACCUCCGGCGCGUGGCCAGAGAAUUGGGCGAGACCGGGCUAGAAGAGGACGAACUUAGGGCGAUGAUUGAGGAGUUUGACUUGGAGGGCGUCGGUGGUGUCACCAGAGAUGGAUUUUUGAGCAUUUGCUGGCAAUAG